Cydia fagiglandana is the source of this 1900-nucleotide messenger RNA. Its product is annotated as probable pseudouridine-5'-phosphatase. Gene Ontology annotation, molecular function: phosphatase activity. Lineage: Eukaryota; Metazoa; Arthropoda; Insecta; Lepidoptera; Tortricidae. Bases 218 to 958 code for a protein of 246 amino acids. The record is from RefSeq and is a predicted model, not a curated record. The transcript has 4 exons.
CAAGUAGGAGGAAGAUUGGAAGUGAUUAGGGAAUGGAGUUGGAGUUUUCGAUUUUUAUUUUAAGUGCCUUACAUGGGAAAUAAGCCACGUUUAGUUUUAAUCGUAAAUAUUUAUUAUACAUUAUUUUCCUAAGAAUUAAAUAUAACAAUCAAAUAUCGAGAAGAAACUUACCAACUUUUAUUCUAAGUUUACAUAACCAUUGAAAGUUAAAUCCACAAUGUAUUUUUGUACUAAAAUUGUCUUUAAAACGGUCGGAAGACGAUAUUUGUCAACGAAAAAGUUUCGAAGUGUUACGCAUUGCAUUUUUGAUAUGGAUGGUCUACUUUUAGAUACAGAACUUGUCUACAAGAAAAUGGUCACUCAGCUGUGUGCAGCAUAUGGACAUGAAUACACGGAUGAACUUAUGAUGAAGGUUUUAGGAGGAACUGAGCAGCGUUUGUCUGAGAUCCUAUGCAAGGAAUUAAAUCUUCCAGUAUCUGCAAAACAAUUUAGAAAUCAAUUGCUGGAACUAGGCGAUACAAUGCUUGCUGGCACUCCUCUGUUGGAUGGGGCAGAAAAAUUAAUAAGGCACCUGCACAAAAGUAAAGUUCCAUUUGCAUUAGCAACUUCCUCUAGUGAAAGAUCUGUGGUUACUAAGGUAGCUGCACAUAAAGAGUUGUUCAAGCUAUUUAACCAUAUGGUCAUGGGAAGUAGUGACCCAGAAGUAAAAUUUGGAAAGCCAAAUCCAGACAUAUUUCUAGUUGCUGCUGCGCGAUUUCCUGACAAACCACACCCAUCCCAGUGCUUGGUCUUCGAGGACUCUCCACACGGCGUCACAGCGGGAAUUUCAGCUGGCAUGCAAGUGGUUAUGGUGCCCGACCCCCAUUUAGAUAGAAAACUGACUGAACAUGCCACCAUAGUUCUUCCUACUUUGUCUAAAUUUCAACCAGAGCUAUUUGGUUUACCAGCUAUGCAGUAAAGAAUGAGAUGCCUACAUCAGUGUCAGUCUUUUGCAAAAAGUUCAGGGUUCUGUUUUGUAAAGCUAGAACUUAGUUUAGACUUGUAAAAUGGAAACAGCUAACAAAACGGGUUCCAGGAAUUGAAUUAAAAAAAAGGUCUUCCAAAUAUUUAUAGCCAGACUUUUGUAGUGCACUGGUAUUAUUACAUAGUGGUUCGUUUCAAAAACUCCUGCAACAUGAAGUGCACACGGAAGCCUGUUUCUAUUAAAGAGUAUCUGAUGGCUCCAUGUGGGUACGAGUAUAUUCGAAAUAUUACCCCAGUUGUAUUCGAAGGAGGAGCAGUGCGAAAUUUGUAUUCAACUUUGAACUAUUAAAAUUUUCUUAGAUGUCGGAAUCAAUAUAUGUACUAAUAAUUGUAUCCUCUACUUUCUAUGGAAUUUGUAUAGGUACAGUCAACUGUAAAAAUAUAGGUGCACAAAUCAUCUCAAAAAUAUGCCCGCGCAUGUCAGCGAAUAAGGAACAAAUUAUUUUUACAGUUGACUGUACAAUAUUCAGCAAUCGAGGUGACAAUGACAAACAAUGUUUAAGCUAUUGUCGUCUACCUCAAGACGGGCCUUACGAGCAUCAAAAAUGUUACUACUAUCAGCGGUUUCACUCACGAAUUAGAGCAAAUCGUGCAGUCUAACGCAACUAGUUGCGACCAAUCGCGCGCGUAAUGCGAACUCAUCAACCAAUCGCGUUGUAGCGGUGUAACACCACUGUACUGGCUCCAUUCGUGCCCUUCUUAUUGCCCGUAAGGCCAGUCCUGAAAUAUAAAUACGUCAAUGGUUUAAGCAAUCUUGGCCGAAAUUCACCUUCCCAUACAAACGGAGUUUCGUUCUCAUUUUAAAACUACAUGUUUCAUUGUAAUGAAACUUUACACAUACAAUAACAUGAGGUAUAACUUUACUAUGCCUGUAAUU